AAGGAAACAGAACGCGAUUUCCACUCUGGCUCCUAUCAUUAAAGCUGCCGCAUUACGAGACACUUUUCUCUUUUCUUCGACAGGAGCGUGAAGACAAGCAGAACUGGACUCGCAGCUCGGGAGAAGGUGCAACUCCAACAUUUUCAUCGGUGCUGGUGGAAUAAACGCGAUGGAACCUGCCUUUGGGGAGGUGAACCAGCUCGGCGGGGUUUUCGUCAACGGCAGGCCGCUUCCCAACGCCAUCCGCCUGCGAAUUGUGGAACUGGCCCAGCUGGGCAUCAGACCCUGCGACAUCAGCCGGCAGCUCCGCGUCUCCCACGGCUGCGUGAGCAAAAUCCUGGCCCGCUACAACGAGACGGGCUCCAUACUGCCGGGAGCCAUCGGGGGCAGCAAGCCCAGGGUUACCACCCCAACCGUCGUCAAACACAUACGGACUUACAAGCAAAGGGACCCUGGCAUUUUCGCGUGGGAGAUCAGGGACAGACUUCUGGCCGACGGGGUGUGCGACAAAUUCAACCUGCCCUCCGUGAGCUCCAUAAGUCGGAUUCUUCGCAACAAGAUCGGGAAUCUGUCCCAGCAGAACCAGUACGAGUCGAUCAAACAGGCGCCUCACCCUCCGCCUCAAGCCACCAUCCCCUACAACCACAUCUACUCGUACCCGACUCCGAUCGCUGCUAGCGGGGCCAAGGUGCCCACUCCGCCCGGCAUGCCUGCACUUCCCGGACACAUGGCAAUGCACAGGAUAUGGCCGUCGUCCCAUUCCGUCACCGACAUCCUGGGCAUUCGCUCCAUAACAGAGCAACCAAUUAGUGACAGUCCGUCCUUUCCCAGUGCCAAACUGGAAGAGUGGAGCGCAAUAAACAGGAGUAAUUUCCCCCCAGCGAGCUCUGCACUAGUCAAUGGCGUGGAUAAAGCCCACUUAGAACCCGAGGCAAAAUACACACAGACGCCGAAUGGAUUGCCCACAGUGAGCAGCUAUGUCACAGCUCCCAGCAUCCCUCCAUACCACCCGCCCACCCAAGUGUCACCCUACAUGGGAUACAGCGCCACCACGCCGGGCUAUGUGACCGGCCCCACGUGGCAGCCGGCCAGUGGCAGUGCCCUCUCUCCCCACAGCUGUGACAUUGCCGCACCGCUGGCCUUCAAGGGCAUUCCAGGCGCCCGUGAGACUAUUCACCCCGUCACGGCCUCAGCAUUCUGACUGCCCGCCUCACCCCUGAGAGUGGACAGCGGCAGAGAAAGAGAAAGAGAGAGUUCUAUCUCAGCACAAUGUCACCUCUCCUACAUUAUUUAUAGAGCCGCACACAAAGAUCAUACGAUGAUGUGUGCUGCGUCCCCCUCGACCCACUAAACCAACACUGUGCUCUCCUCCUGAUGGAUUGGCAACCAGUGGGAAAACUCUUGUCCACCCAGUGGAUGAACAUCUCUGUGCUCUUAAACAGAAAGCUAGUGGAACAGAACUCGGAGACGGUGGGACUAAAACACUAAGACCACUUCAGUCCAUUUGUCCUGUGAUAUGGCCAUUAAAAAAAUGAUAGACUUAGCAAGCUUUUAUAUUUUAUUUGUGUGCAUUUUUUUGCGAGGUUUUUUUGUUACAAUGAGUCUUACUAAAUGAGACUAAAUUAAUAAAAAAGAAUAUGACGGUCAUGUCAAUUUGUAUUUUAGCUUUUUUCAGGGUGUUAAAAUUUGAACAUUUUGUCACAUUUGUCGGUUAUGUUUUUGAAAAAGUGCUGGUUUAACAGAACACUUUUUAAAGCUUCUUUUAAGUGUAUCCAAGAGUGCCUCAUUUUUAUUUAUUUCACUGUAAGGUACAUUGAACAAAGUGCAAUUCCAACAAGAACGACAUUAUUUGUCAUGGUACGGCAAUUCUACAGACAUUAUAGCACACCCAGCAUUGAUUUCCUCUGUCAAAAUUACAUUAUAUGGGUUAUAAAGCUGCACAGAUCCAAAUGUUGCACAAUAAAAACUGAAUGUAUCCUAUUAAAGUAAUGCUUGACAAAGAACUAUUUGCAAAUCGCUGAUGGGGAGAGUUCUGAGAGCUUGCGCUUGUUGUUAAUGCUGACCAUCACAAUAAAUCCAGAACAAGUGCCAUCAAGUAGGAGGAUGUACUAAACAGAAUAAUUAAUAAUUAUGUGUAUAUACUUAGAUGGAAAACCACAAGACCUAAA
Molecule: messenger RNA, 2168 nt
Organism: Scleropages formosus (Asian bonytongue)
Lineage: Eukaryota; Metazoa; Chordata; Actinopteri; Osteoglossiformes; Osteoglossidae
Gene: pax9
Product: paired box 9
Exons: 4
Coding region: 170-1201 (343 amino acids)
Biological process (GO): anatomical structure development; regulation of transcription by RNA polymerase II
Molecular function (GO): DNA-binding transcription factor activity, RNA polymerase II-specific; RNA polymerase II cis-regulatory region sequence-specific DNA binding
Source: RefSeq, a predicted model, not a curated record